AUGUUCUCCACCAACUUCAUCACCUUUGUCUGCAUUGCCGUCGCCGGCUCGUCCGUCAUGGCUGGUCCUACCCUGUACAAGCGCGAUACCCCCUCUCCCGCCCUGGCGGCGCGUGUGCCUCAGUUCUCCGUCAACAUCCCGAACAACAUCCCCGUCUCGGGCGCGUUCCCGAAUGGCAUCACCAUCACUCCCGGUACUCCCUCGGGCAGCAUCGUCACGGGCGCUCAGAACUCGACGCUCUUUGGCCAGUUCGGCUUCAAGCGCGACGGUGCCACUCCCGCCCUGGCGGCGCGCGAGCCUCAGUUCUCCCUCAACAUCCCAAACAACAUCCCCGUUUCGGGCGCGUUCCCGAAUGGCAUCACCAUCACUCCUGGAAUCCCGAGUGGUAGCAUCGUCACCAGCAACCGCAACGGCACAUUCCCGUUCAACCUCUUCGGUCGCGAUGAGGCGACACCGGUUCUCGCUGCCCGUGAACCGCAGUUCUCGGUGAACAUCCCCAACAACAUCCCCGUCUCCGGAUCCUUCCCCAACGGUAUCACGGUCGUCCCUCAGACCCCCUCGGGAAGCAUCGUGACGAGCAACCGCAACUCGACCUUCCCGUUCAACCUCUUCGGUCGUGAUGAGGCUACUCCAGUUCUUGCUGCCCGUGAGCCGCAGUUCUCGGUGAACAUCCCCAACACCAUCCCGGUCAGCGGCGCAUUCCCGAACGGCAUCACCAUCACUCCUGGUACUCCGAGUGGCAGCAUUGUCACCGGCGCUCAGAACUCGACGCUCUUUGGACAGUUCGGCUUCAAGCGCGAGGACGCGACGCCUGCUCUUGCAGCCCGCGAGCCGCAGUUCAGCGUCAACAUCCCCAACAACAUCCCUGUCAGCGGUAGCUUCCCGAACGGCAUCACUGUCAUCCCUCAGACUCCUUCGGGCAGUAUCGUCACCAGCAACCGCAACGGCACGUUCCCGUUCAACCUCUUUGGACGCGAUGAGGCUACUCCCGUCCUUGCUGCUCGCGAGCCGGCGUUCUCUGUCAACAUCCCUAACAACAUUCCGGUUAGCGGUAACUUCCCGAACGGCAUCAACAUCAUCCCCCAGACCCCUUCGGGCAGCAUUGUUACCAGCAACGGCAACAGCACCUUCCCCUUCAACCUAUUCGGUCGCGAUGAGUAG
Peniophora sp. CBMAI 1063 is the source of this 1161-nucleotide messenger RNA. The record is from the annotation of a GenBank genome assembly. Lineage: Eukaryota; Fungi; Basidiomycota; Agaricomycetes; Russulales; Peniophoraceae.